Messenger RNA from Diceros bicornis minor, 3078 nucleotides. It is a transcript of the gene SPRYD7, whose product is annotated as SPRY domain containing 7. The record is from RefSeq and is a predicted model, not a curated record. The transcript has 5 exons. Gene Ontology annotation, molecular function: protein binding. NCBI's taxonomy places the organism in Eukaryota, Metazoa, Chordata, Mammalia, Perissodactyla, Rhinocerotidae. The coding region runs from base 56 to 646 and encodes 196 amino acids.
GGUCUAGGGGCGGCGGGCGGCAGGCUGCGGCCACGGCGUCGGAGGUCCCUGCGCGAUGGCCGCCUCGGUGUUCUGCUGCCUGCGGUGCUGUAGAGACGGCGGGACGGGCCACAUCCCUCUGAAGGAGAUGCCGGCCGUGCAGCUGGACACGCAGCACAUGGGAACAGAUGUUGUCAUUGUGAAAAAUGGGAGAAGAAUAUGUGGAACAGGAGGUUGUUUAGCCAGUGCACCUUUACAUCAAAACAAAAGCUACUUUGAAUUCAAAAUCCAGUCCACAGGAAUCUGGGGUAUUGGCGUUGCAACUCAGAAGGUUAACUUGAAUCAGAUUCCUCUCGGCCGAGAUGUGCACAGUCUGGUGAUGAGAAAUGAUGGAGCCCUGUACCACAACAACGAGGAGAAAAAUAGACUGCCAGCAAACAGCCUUCCACAGGAGGGAGACGUUGUGGGUAUUACAUAUGACCAUGUAGAAUUAAAUGUAUAUUUGAAUGGAAAAAACAUGCAUUGUCCGGCAUCAGGUAUACGAGGGACAGUGUAUCCAGUUGUUUAUGUUGAUGACAGUGCAAUUUUGGAUUGCCAGUUCAGUGAAUUUUAUCAUAUUCCUCCGCCUGGUUUUGAAAAAAUAUUAUUUGAACAGCAAAUCUUCUGAAUGUAUUUGUUUUUGAAACUUGUAUUUCUGCACUGUUAAAAGUGUUUACCAUUUAAUAAAACUUUACCUGACCUUUAGAUGAAAAUAUAUUCUUAAAAAUAUGCUUGUUAAUGUUGUUUAAGGAACCAGUGUAUUCAAUAUACCACCCAGAAGUUGUGAUUUAAAAUACUUAUGUUUUGUGAUAUGAAAUCAGCAUUUUGGGCAGUUUAUUUAAUUCUUAUUUAAAUAAUAUAACUAUGGGUUUGAUUAGCAAUAUUAAGUGGAAAUAUGUAUAUUGAUAUUUAAAAGGGAAUCUUUCUUACAUAAAAUAUUUUUUUGAUAGAGAUGUAGAGUUGGGUGGGCUUUUUGUCAUUCUUAAGUUUAGACCUCAUUACCUAUUUUAAGUCUGCAGUUCAAUAAUUUUGUGGCUCCAUUUCCUUUUUUAUAUAAAGCAAAACAAAGUGACAGAAAUUUAUAUUAUUUUCAACUUCUUUUUUGGCGAUUUAUUUACUGCAAAAUGUGCCACUUCAAAUUUAAAUAGCUUAUUUUGUUUGUAUGUCAUUGCUUUUGAUUUGCUUUGUGAAAGGAGAUAAGUGUCUUAGUAAUGGUCAGAGUGUUUUGUUGGAGACCAUCGUGCUGUGUUACUUCAGUCCCAGGGGUAGGUAGUGGUUUUGUGGUGAGGUAGCAUACACUGGCAGACGUGCAGAAUAGUCUGAUGCUUUAAACUUAAACGUAAAUGGGAUUAUUCUUUUGAGGACUUUUAUUUAAAGGUGUGUUUUUCUAUAAAGAAUAAUAAAAUAAUAGUAAUUAAGGAGUAUCCAGUACUAUAUUAAACACCUGUUUUUCCUGUUUUGUUAAUUAUACAGUAAAUUCACUUCACCCUGGAUUAUUUCAGAAGUUCAGAGAUAGGUGAAUCCUCUCCAUGACCCUGAGCCUUUGCCUAGUUUUCAGUAAGAAUUGCUGUCCUUAAGUUAGCACCCUGCUAACCUGAAGUAAUUACUGUACACAUCUUUGGUACAGGCCCUUUUCAAAUGAGCAUGCCAGAGAUGCAUACGUGUCACUCCUCUAUCAACAGGGAGCAGUAGGUUGUACUGGAAAAACAUGGCAUUAGAAUGGAAGGAGAUCUGAGUUGUAGUUUUGCCACCUAAUCCCAUUAUCUCCUCAGGCAGGUUCUCAGUCUCUCUGAGCCCAGAUUCCCUAUUUAUAAAAGGGAUAAUCAUACUUACUUGAUAAGAUUCUGUAAACUAGUUAAUAGGUAAUAUAUGUAAAACACCCUCAUCAUCGUUGGCCCUUAAUAUAUGUGUAUUCCUUAUUGACUCUAAAGCAGUGGUUUUCAGCAUCAGCAUCACCUGGGAACUUGUUAGAAAUGGAUGUUCUCAGGCCCCACCCCAGACCCGCUAAAUCAGAAACUGCUAGGGAUAGUGCCCAGGAAUCUGUGUUUGAACAAGCCCUGCAGGUGAUUCUGAUACAUGCUGAAGUUUGAGGACCACUGCUCAGGAGAGAAUUCUUUGAGAAUGAUUGCCUACUGUAAAUUUCCUAAGGAUUUAAGCCAGACUGUUUUUGACCCAUGGACAAGAGAAUCCUGCACAAUAUUUAUUUAUUGUUUAUUUGGUUGACAAAAACAUGACAAUGUGCUUUGAAAACAUACAUAUACUUCUGUAACAUUUGUUUACAUAAAUCUCAAACUUUACUUCUGAAGAUAUAUAGAACUGAACUAACUGUAUAUUACUUAUGCAUUUUUGUCUGACUUUCUGUCCUAAUUUUAAUUCAUAAAGAACAUGCUUACUUGGGAGAGCAAAUUAAAAUUACUGUUUGCUGUCUUUAAAAUGUUGUCUACCUCUUAGUUAUUUUUUUAAAAGCUAACCUUUGCUUUUCAUUACAUUCUUUUCUCAAGACUAUCUUUUCUAUCUCUAAUCAUACAGAAUUGGCACCAUACUAAAAAUCAUACAUGAGUUGUGUCCAUGGACAGUUUGAUGAAGUCCAGAUGUGUUUUUAAUCUGUAGGUGUCUAAUGCCUCUUAGGAAAAUUACCUCCCUGAAACCUAUAAUCUCAGUCUAAUCUUGAGAAAAACACCUGACAAAUUCCAGUAAAGGGGCAUCCUACAAAAUACUUGAGUGGUUCUCCUCCAUACUGUCAAAGUCAUCAAAAACAAGGAAAUUCAGAGAAACUGUCACACCUAAGAGGAGACCAAGGAGACAUGACAAGUAAAUAUAAUGUUGAAUCCAGGAACAGAAGAAAGACAUUAGGUUAAAAACUAAGGAAAUCUGAUAAACUAUGGACUUUAGUUAAUAAUAAUAUGUCAAUAUUUGUUUAUUAGUUGUAACAAAUGUACCAUAUAAGAUGUUAACAGAAGAAACUGGGAGAGGGGAUAUGCGGAAACUCUCUGUACUGUCUUAAUUUUUCUGUAAUCCAAACUGUUCUAAAAAAUAAAGUCUAUUAAAAAAUUACAUUGA